AUGGCCCCUACCAACCGCGCCGCAUUCAUCCCCUCCAAACAGUCACAUCCAAUGCAAGUCGGCUCGGCUCCGUACUCGUCACCAGGCGAGAACGAGAUCACCAUCCGCACCCGUGCCGUGGCCAUCAAUCCAGCGGACCAUCUUCUCCAGAAACUUGGCAUCCUCAUAACCAAGUACCCUGCAAUCCUCGGCUGCGAUGCUGCGGGCGACGUUGUCGAAGUCCAUCCCAGUCUCAGUUCAAGAUUCUCGACCGGCGACCGUGUGUACGGCGCCACCGCUCCCCUGCAAAACAAAGACGGCCUCUACGCUUACUCUGGUUUCCAGGAGUAUGUCGUCAUGAAAAUGCCGUCCAUCGCACAUAUCCCCGCACGUCUUGAUUACAAAGACGCAGUGGUCCUUCCUCUCGGCGUGUGGACAGCCGCAAGCUGCAUCUUUGACGAGAAUAUUUUGGGCCUGGCAAUGCCCUCCGCGGGGCGCGAGGCGGGCAAGGGCAAGACCCUGAUUGUGUGGGGUGCGAGUAGCAGCGUCGGAAGUUGUGGUGUCCAGAUGGCCGCGCUGGCAGGUUAUGAUGUGGUUGCCGUUGCGAGCGCGAAGAAUCACGACAUGGUCAAGAGCCUGGGAGCAAAAAUGGCUUUCGAUCACAACGAUGCCACGGUUGUUGAUGACAUUGUCACAUUCUUGAAAGGAAAGGAUGUGGUAGGCGCUUACGAUGCGAUUUCCAAAAAGGCAACGCUGGACAGAGUGUGCGAGAUCUUGGACCGGUGCGACGCAACGAAGAAGGUAGUUGCCUCUGUGAGACCUGGUGCUGAACAGGAUGCAACUCGCGGCGUCAAAGUGACGACCAAUUUUGCGUCUGGUAAGGCGGAAAUAGGCUCGGCCAUCUGGCCGUGGUUGGAAAGGGCACUCGAGGCGGGCGACAUGAAGUGCAUGCCGCAGCCAGAAGUGGUCGGUCAUGGAUUGGAAGCCGUGCAAACAGCAGUUGACUUGAUGGGCCAAGGUGUCAGCGCAAAGAAACUGGUACUGACAAUGUAG
Messenger RNA from Exophiala spinifera, 1032 nucleotides. RefSeq lists its product as uncharacterized. Bases 1 to 1032 code for a protein of 343 amino acids. The transcript has a single exon. Gene Ontology annotation, molecular function: oxidoreductase activity, acting on NAD(P)H. The record is from RefSeq and is a predicted model, not a curated record. Lineage: Eukaryota; Fungi; Ascomycota; Eurotiomycetes; Chaetothyriales; Herpotrichiellaceae.